Messenger RNA from Conger conger (European conger), 4086 nucleotides. It is a transcript of the gene prpf6, whose product is annotated as PRP6 pre-mRNA processing factor 6 homolog (S. cerevisiae). Lineage: Eukaryota; Metazoa; Chordata; Actinopteri; Anguilliformes; Congridae. Gene Ontology annotation, molecular function: protein binding. The transcript is spliced from 21 exons. Gene Ontology annotation, cellular component: U4/U6 x U5 tri-snRNP complex; catalytic step 2 spliceosome. Bases 29 to 2977 code for a protein of 982 amino acids. Gene Ontology annotation, biological process: mRNA splicing, via spliceosome; spliceosomal tri-snRNP complex assembly. The record is from RefSeq and is a predicted model, not a curated record.
UCAGUUUGGCUUUGGCGAAACAACAACGAUGGCCAAUGCGUCUGGGAAGCAGGGCUCCAAAAAUGCGUCGAAAGGCUCAUCUGGAGGCUCAAGCAGCGGCGGGGGAAGCGUACCGGCUAUGCCUGGAUCCGGAGCCACCUCCUCCCUAAUGGGGAGUCUGAACAAGAAAAAGAAACCGUUUCUGGGCAUGCCUGCCCCUCUGGGCUAUGUGCCUGGUCUCGGUAGAGGUGCAACUGGUUUCACGACCCGGUCCGAUAUCGGUCCGGCCCGUGAUGCCAACGAUCCCGUAGAUGACCGCCAUGCCCCCCCGGGAAAGAGGACCGUGGGGGACCAAAUGAAGAAGAAUCAAGAUGACGAUGACGAGGAUCUCAACGACACCAACUAUGAUGAGUUUAAUGGCUACGCAGGAAGCCUCUUCUCCAGCGGGCCGUACGAGAAGGACGACGAGGAGGCGGAUGCCAUCUAUGCCGCUCUGGACAAGCGGAUGGACGAGAGGCGCAAAGAGAGGAGGGAACUGAGGGAGAAGGAGGAGAUCGAGAAAUACCGUAUGGAGCGGCCAAAGAUUCAGCAACAAUUUUCUGACCUUAAGAGGAAACUGUCAGAGGUCUCAGAAGACGAGUGGCUCAGCAUCCCAGAAGUGGGGGACGCCAGGAACAAGCGGCAGAGGAAUCCGCGCUACGAGAAACUAACGCCUGUUCCUGACAGCUUCUUCUCCAAGCACCUGCAGUCAGGCGACAACCACACCACAGUGGACCCUUUGCAGGGGCAAUUUGGGGGUCUCAACACGCCCUUCCCUGGUGGACUGAACACACCCUACCCAGGUGGCAUGACCCCUGGGCUGAUGACCCCAGGAACAGGUGAACUGGACAUGAGGAAGAUCGGGCAGGCCAGAAACACGCUGAUGGACAUGCGUCUCAGCCAGGUAUCUGACUCUGUCAGUGGACAGACAGUGGUGGACCCUAAAGGCUAUUUGACCGAUCUGAACUCCAUGAUUCCCACACACGGGGGUGAUAUCAGUGAUAUAAAGAAAGCACGUCUGCUGUUGAAGUCUGUGAGGGAGACAAACCCCCAUCACCCCCCUGCCUGGAUCGCCUCGGCCCGCCUGGAAGAGGUUACUGGAAAACUGCAGGUGGCGAGGAACCUUAUCAUGAAGGGCACGGAGAUGUGUCCAAAGAGUGAGGACGUUUGGCUGGAGGCUGCCAGGCUGCAGCCCGGAGACACGGCCAAGGCGGUGGUUGCCCAGGCAGUGCGCCACCUGCCUCAGUCCGUCCGCAUCUACAUCCGAGCGGCCGAGCUGGAGACUGACGUGCGAGCCAAGAAGCGCGUGCUGAGGAAAGCUCUGGAGAAUGUGUCCAAGUCUGUCCGUCUCUGGAAGGCCGCUGUGGAGCUGGAGGAGCCGGAGGACGCCAGGAUCAUGCUGAGCAGAGCUGUGGAGUGCUGCCCCACCAGCGUGGAGCUGUGGCUUGCCCUGGCCCGUCUGGAGACCUACGAGAACGCCAGGCGGGUGCUGAACAAGGCCCGCGAGAACAUCCCCACAGACCGGCACAUCUGGAUCACAGCCGCCAAGCUGGAGGAGGCCAACGGCAACACGCAGAUGGUGGAGAAGAUCAUCGACAGAGCCAUCACCUCCCUGCGUGCCAACGGCGUGGAGAUCAACCGUGAGCAGUGGAUACAGGAUGCAGAGGAGUGUGACAAGGCCGGCAGUGUGGCCACCUGCCAAGCGGUGAUCCGCGCCGUGAUUGGCAUCGGCAUCGAGGAGGAGGACUGCAAACACACCUGGAUGGAGGACGCAGAGAGUUGCGUUUCCCACGGGGCUCUGGAGUGUGCACGAGCCAUCUAUGCCCACGCCCUGCAAGUCUUCCCCAGCAAGAAGAGCGUGUGGCUGAGGGCGGCCUACUUUGAAAAGAACCACGGAACCCGGGAGUCGCUGGAGGCCCUGCUACAGAGGGCAGUUGCUCACUGUCCCAAAGCAGAGGUCUUGUGGCUAAUGGGUGCAAAGUCCAAGUGGCUGGCGGAGGACGUGCCUGCAGCCAGGAGCAUCCUGGCCCUGGCCUUCCAGGCGAACCCCAACAGUGAGGAGAUCUGGCUGGCAGCUGUGAAGCUGGAGUCGGAGAACAAUGAGUAUGAGAGGGCCCGUCGGCUGCUGGCCAAGGCCCGCAGCAGUGCUCCCACCGCCCGGGUCUUUAUGAAGUCGGUGAAGCUGGAGUGGGUGCUAGGCAACAUCGAGGCAGCCCAGGAGCUGUGCACUGAGGCCCUGAAGCACUAUGAGGACUUCCCCAAGCUGUGGAUGAUGAGGGGCCAGAUCGAGGAGCAGUCUGGGCCCAUGGACAAGGCCAGGGAAGCAUACAACCAGGGGCUGAAGAAGUGUCCUCAUUCCAUCUCCCUUUGGCUACUGCUGUCCCGGCUGGAAGAGAAGGCAGGCCAGCUGACCCGCGCCCGAGCUAUACUGGAGAAAUCCCGUCUGAAAAACCCCCAGAACCCAGAUCUGUGGCUGGAGUCUGUAAGGCUGGAGUACAGGGCUGGACUGAAGAACAUCGCAAACACACUGAUGGCUAAAGCCCUGCAGGAAUGCCCCAACUCAGGGAUUCUGUGGGCGGAGGCGGUGUUCCUGGAGGCCAGGCCUCAGAGGAAGACCAAGAGUGUGGAUGCGCUGAAGAAGUGUGAGCACGACCCCCACGUCCUGCUCGCGGUCGCCAAACUGUUCUGGAGCGAACGCAAGAUAACCAAGGCCAGAGAGUGGUUCCUGCGGACGGUCAAAAUCGAGCCUGAUCUCGGAGACGCCUGGGCGCUGUUCUACAAGUUUGAGCUGCAGCAUGGAACAGAGGAGCAGCAGGCGGAGGUGCGGAAACGCUGUGAGAACGCUGAGCCUCGUCACGGGGAGCUGUGGUGUGCCGAGUCAAAACACAUCCUCAACUGGCAGAAGAAGAUCGGCGAAAUCCUGGCCCAGGUUGCUGCGAAGAUCAAGAACACCUUCUGAGCCAAUCGGCACACCUCCUUCUGGUGUCACGCCAGCACUGUGUAUCUCUCUCUGGGACUGCAUGUUUCAUUCUUCUCAUCCUUCUGCAUUACAGAGGGCAUGUACACACCACAAUCUGGUCGUAAUUUUAAUUUUGGGUAAUGUAGUUAUACACUCACAAAUUCCACAAUGUACAGUGCACACAUCCUUGAAAUGGAGCUAACAUUGUUUUUCUUAAAGUUCUCAUAUUUCAAAGGGAUCUGGACAAAAAUAAUAAGGGGCUGAUUUAAAUAUUCAAAGAACAAUUCAAAGUUCUGUCUAUUUUGUAUUUAUAUGCAUUUCAGUGCAAAGUGCGUUCCUCUGUCCAAUUACAUCAGCAUACCCAUUAGCAGUGAUGGCACUGAACACCCAACGAGGCUGUUAUGUUAAUGUAGGGGGCAAUUAUGGUGGAUUUUGAGAUAGUUAUAUUGUGUUGUUUGUCAAGAUGUUUUGAUUCCAGGGUGAAUACAAGUUGGCUUAUUAUUUUUGUGAAUAUUACUAAAACUGACUUCACUUGCCAUUCGAAUACUGUUUUGGAGCUAAGAAAGCUACGAGCUUUGGUUGUUUGGGAACAACCAAACACUUUUAGGUUUUUGCCUAAUGAAAAAUAUACACACAUUACGAGCUUUCUUAGCUGGACAAUUUAGCCAAUUUUUGCAAGCUAUUUACUUCCAAAUAUUAGUGUAGGCUGGCUUCCCAUAAACUAAACUUUCCUUUAUGAAUUACAAAAGUCAUGCAAAAAUAAUCAGCAUUUCUCUUUUUGAUGCUGGUGGAUAGUUUUUAUUUGCUACAAGUAAAAGCAUUGCUGGAAGCUAUUACUUGGUUACCUAGUUGGCUCUUGUACAUGCGAGCAUGAUAUUAGUGUUGCAGCGUUUCACCCACUAUUUGUCACCGAGUUUCUGGCAUAGUGAUGCAGUUUGGGCUAUGCCCUCACUCACAUAGCCCAAAUGUCACAUCUUGAUUCCUCUUGCCCAAAUAUAUUUUGUACACCCUUUAUGUAUAAAUGACUGCUUCACUUUGUGGCUGUGAUCUGUAAUGAGUAUUAUGUGAGUAGAUGAGUAAUAAAAAAAAAAAACCUUUGUAAGAAAUCA